AUGACAAAUGUUUACAAGGAUAUAACAGAAGAACAAAGAGCAACCAAUUCAUAUGCAAGCCUUGUGCCGGGUCAAACCAUAGUCGAGAUACCUGAGUACACGCUAGAGUGUGGUGAAACUUUGUAUAAUUUUCCCGUGGCAUACAAGACGUGGGGGCGAUUGAAUAAAAAGGGCAAUAAUACAUUACUAAUAUGUCAUGCAUUAACUGGUUCAUCGGAUGUACAGGAUUGGUGGGGCCCAUUAUUGGGCACAGACAAGACAUUCGACCCAUCCCGAUUCUUUAUUGUUUGCAUCAACUUUUUGGGAUCACCUUAUGGAUCUUGUUCUCCUGUCACUAUUGAUAAAUCUAUUGGUAAGCCUUAUGGGCCAAAUUUUCCCUUGGUUACCGCAAAGGAUGACUUGGGUAUACAAAGGUUGAUUUUGAACUCUUUACAAGUGAAGCAAAUUGCUUGCGUAAUUGGAGGUUCAAUGGGUGGUAUGUUGGCAAUGGAAUAUUCUAGCACGUAUAACAAUUCGGAUUACGUGAGAACGGUUAUCGCCUUGGCUACUUCAGCUAGAGCUUCAGCAUGGUGUAUAUCAUGGAAUGAGACUCAACGUCAAUGCAUUUUCAGUGAUCCCUUUUAUAAUGAUGGUUAUUACUAUGAAAACGAUUUGGGGUUGAAACCUGAUUCAGGAUUGGGUGCGGCAAGAAUGGCAGCUUUGCUCACUUAUAGGUCGCGAAAUUCAUUUGAGACGAGAUUUGGUAGAAAAUUGGGUAAGUCAUUGAGCAACAAAGAUGAUAGCAAUGAUGAAACCGGUAAAGUGUAUCCAAAGACAAAGGAUGAAGAACAUUGGCUUUUACACAACGAAGGAUCUCAACUGACCAAUGGUCAACAGACAAACAAGGACAAGAAAUUACCAACUUACUUUACAGCUCAAUCAUAUUUGCGAUAUCAAGGUCAAAAGUUCAUUAAGCGAUUUGAUGCCAAUUGUUAUAUUUCAAUAACUAGGAAAUUGGACACGCAUGAUAUAACUCGUGGUAUGGUUGAAACAAUUACCACUGAGGAUCCUUUACCUCAAAUUUUACGAUCUUUGAAAAAACCACAUUUGAUAAUAGGUAUUGAGUCGGAUGGAUUAUUUACAUAUGGAGAACAAAAACUAUUGGGCGAGAAUAUCCCAAAUUCAAUAUUGAAAAAAUUGGACUCUCCAGAAGGGCAUGAUGCAUUUUUGCUUGAAUUUGAAAUCAUUAAUGAAAAUUGUUUAGAUUUCUUGAAGACGAAUUUACCGGAAAUGUAUAGCGACGAUGUGGAAUUGUUUGAAGAUUGGGCCAAAUAUGUUCAAGAUGUUGACAAUGGAGGUAAUUCAGUAUUCGGUGAAGCGGAAAAGAAUAUCACCAACUGGUAA
Lodderomyces orthopsilosis Co 90-125 is the source of this 1383-nucleotide messenger RNA. RefSeq names its product homoserine O-acetyltransferase (gene MET2). The transcript has a single exon. The coding region runs from base 1 to 1383 and encodes 460 amino acids. Gene Ontology annotation, biological process: L-homoserine metabolic process. Gene Ontology annotation, molecular function: homoserine O-acetyltransferase activity. The record is from RefSeq and is a predicted model, not a curated record. NCBI's taxonomy places the organism in Eukaryota, Fungi, Ascomycota, Pichiomycetes, Serinales, Debaryomycetaceae.